Molecule: messenger RNA, 924 nt
Organism: Fusarium odoratissimum NRRL 54006
Lineage: Eukaryota; Fungi; Ascomycota; Sordariomycetes; Hypocreales; Nectriaceae
Exons: 1
Coding region: 1-924 (307 amino acids)
Source: RefSeq, a predicted model, not a curated record
AUGUCUCAGACUAUUGCAUUCGUCACUGGCGCAACUGGCACUCAGGGCGGUGCCACUGCUCGAGAACUUCUAAGCGCUGGCGUCAAAGUUCACGCACUUGCUCGAGACCCAUCGUCCAAGUCCGCCAUCGAGCUACAGCGCCUUGGAGCGCAGUUGUUCCCUGGCAAUUUCGAUGACAUAUCCUCCCUCAAGGCUGCGAUCAAAGGAGCUACUGCCGUGUUUCUUAACGUAUCGCCGGCGUUUCCCGACACCAACCAGGAGGUGGUUCACGCAAAGAAUAUCAUCGAGACUGCUAUUGAAUCCGGCACCGUCACUAGCUUGGUUUAUUCCAGUGUCACCAUGACAGGAAAGCAUGAAGAGUUUCCAAACUGGGGACCCGACUACCCCAUGGCGUGGUAUUGGCUGAACAAAGCACAAAUAGAGUCAAUGGUGCGAGAAUCAGGCAUCAAAUACUGGACGAUUCUACGACCUGCCUUUCUCAUGAACAACUAUCACCAGCCGACGGCAUCUUUCAUGUUUCCCGAAUUGGGUCAGAGGCGGGUUUUCCUGUCGGCAUACAAGCCCGAGACUGCGAUGACGGUGGUCGAUCCUAACGACGUUGGCAAGUUUGCGGCGGCUGCAAUUACUGAACCUCUGGCGUUCAACAAGCAUGAAAUAGACUUAGGCGUCGAGUCUCUUACACCAGCGCAGAUUGUGCAGGAGUUGAGCCGAGUUAGCGGAGUUGACAUUGGGAUCGAGUUCUAUAGUGAGCAAGAAGCGAAAGAUCUUGCGUCGAGAAACCCCAAGAUUCAUGCCGAAUUGUGGGCAAACGAAGUUGGGUAUCAGGUUGACUUCAAGGAGUUGCAGAAAUACCCGAUCCGCCUAACCAAAUUCUCGGACUAUCUUGAGAAGCAUAGAGACGCGGUCCUGCAGACGUUUGCUUGA